Theileria equi strain WA is the source of this 1029-nucleotide messenger RNA. RefSeq lists its product as hypothetical. NCBI's taxonomy places the organism in Eukaryota, Apicomplexa, Aconoidasida, Piroplasmida, Theileriidae. Gene Ontology annotation, cellular component: U2-type catalytic step 1 spliceosome. Bases 1 to 1029 code for a protein of 342 amino acids. Gene Ontology annotation, biological process: mRNA splicing, via spliceosome. The record is from RefSeq and is a predicted model, not a curated record. The transcript has 2 exons.
AUGUCAGAGAGAAAGGUGCUGAACAAAUACAUCCCUCCGGAUUUCGAUCCUGGACUUUUGAAAAAGCAUCGUCACAUUUUAAAGAGCGAUGGGUUCGGAAGGAAACGUUCAGGCUUUGCCAAAAAGUUUGGUCUGCAUGGCAGAGUCCUGGAGAUUCGUAUGAUGUUUCCAUUCACCUUUAGAUGCGAAAGUUGCAGAGAUUUUACUUAUGUUGGCACAAAGUUCAACAGCAAAGUACAGAGGAUCGAGGAGAAUUAUUUGGGCAUACAAAAGUAUCGGUUUUAUGGAAAAUGUCCAAACUGUAAUCACAUGAUUAUCUUCAAGACUGACCCAAAGAAUGGAGACUAUACACUUGAAUCCGGAGGAACAAGGACCUAUGACGCGAAUAGAGAUGCGCAACUUGCAGCUGAAGCUGUUGAUAAAGAAGAGGAGGCAAAGGCGGAGAAGCAGGACACAACGGAGCGUAUGCUUGACAAGGCGAACCACGCCUACGCGGAAUACGAGGAGCUAGAGAGACUCACUGCACUUAAAAAGCGAGCUGGACGUAUGCGCGAGCGUGAGCACCUCGCGGAUUUAACCCUCAAGAAGAUCAUGCAGGAAAAGUUUGAAUCUGCAGCCAAUGAGGAUGAACUAGAGGCCUUUAGAAGGGACCAGGAAAAGGCUUGUGCAGAGGGUUCCCUCGGAGAGGACGACUGGAACGAGUUUUACUGGCAGGAGGCCAUUGAUGACGAUGCACUCGAUGCAGAUGGUACUGUCUCUGAAUCUCUUGAUCAAAAUGGUAAUGGUCCAGCUGCUGACUUAUCUGAAGAGGCUCCUGAUGAGACUGAAAGCGCUCCAGUGGACACUUGGGUCAGCUCUAGCAAUCGCAAACAACAGCUCUCGAAGCAAUCGCAGGUCCCAGACGUAUUUAGCAACGAGUCUGCAAAAAAGAAAAGGGCGGACGCUCCAAACGAAAAGUACAAGGGGAUUAAAGUUUUACAAAAGAAGGAAGAGGUGAACCUCUUGAGUGGUUACGAUAGUGAUGAUUAA